This is a messenger RNA of Drosophila busckii, 1463 nucleotides long. The record is from RefSeq and is a predicted model, not a curated record. NCBI's taxonomy places the organism in Eukaryota, Metazoa, Arthropoda, Insecta, Diptera, Drosophilidae. The transcript has 2 exons. Bases 1 to 1401 code for a protein of 466 amino acids.
AUGGCCGCUUCAAUCGUCAAGUUUUUAAUAGUCUGUCUGCUCUGCAGCGUAGUCCUUGCUCUAAGGGAUAAGUACUGCAGCAAGGAAUAUUGUAGCAUUCCAAAAGCUAAGCAUAUUGCAUGUGGAAAAACAAAGGAUCAUUUCGGUCGUAAAUGUGAAUCAGAUGCUAGGGUGGUCAAUAUCUCUGAUAUUAAUGAAAUACUUGUAUUUCGCCUAAACGAAUAUCGCUCUUUGGUGGCUAAAGGUGGCUACAAUGGAUAUAUGCCAGCUGCUCGCAUGGGAUCGCUUUCAUGGAAUAAAGAACUUGCUGAUAUGGCCGAGUACAAUGUCCGUGAAUGCACAUUGCACAAGGAUGUGUGUUUCAAUACAAAACAUUUCCGCCACGUUGGUCAUAUCGCCUCCUAUCGCGGCCUUCAUGGAGGCACCCAAACAGUUAGCCAAUUACUAAGUGAAUUACUAAGAACUUGGUUUGAGCCACAGGGAGAGAUCACAAUGAACGAUAUUGUCAACUACUACGGUACUUCGACCAAACUGUAUCAAAAUACAGAUUUUCUGCAAAUUAUUCUGGAGAAUGCCAAUUCGAUUGGAUGCGCAGCUCUGCAGCAGAUGAAAAAUGGAUGGCACCAAACAUAUUUUACGUGUAUUUUUGAGAAUGGUCUCGUUGUGGGAAAACCAAUUUAUACACCAGGGAGAGUUGCAGGCGAGGACUGUUGGUUUGCCAAGCAUCCGAAGUUUAAACAUCUUUGCAGCGAUAAAGAGGACUACCAUUCCCGUAAAUCUAAAGCUAAAGCUCAAGUUCAAGAUAAAGCUAAAGCUCAAGAUAAAGUUAAAGCUCAAGAUAAAGUUAAAGCUCGGAGUGGUGCAUCGAUUAAACAAGCAGAUGCAGCGCCAGCUGAAGGAUCAGAGGCAACAACAACUGGAGAAGCUGCGGUAACCGACGGAACAGAGCUGAAGCCAGCGAACGGAUCUGAGGCAACGUCAACUGCAGAAUCUCAAAGCUCAUCACUUGUGGUGGAAUCUCAGACAACAGCAACUCAAGCAGCUGAAUCGUCAGCUGUAGGAUCUGAAACUUCAUCAACGAGUGAGAAAACAUCUACAAAUUUAGACGCUGGCCAAGAAACAACGAUAUCUACCGAUGGAAAUGAUGUAUCGACGACAAGUGAGCCCGCAGCUGAAACUGAGGAUGAGGAUGCAUUUACAACAACGAAAGCACCACUUAGCAUAUUACGCAAGGAGUUUGAAAAAUAUUUGCGUAUGCUUAACAUGGCAGCAAAGCUUGUACAAAUUAAGCGUAUUGUAAUUAAAACAAACAACUAUGCAGUGGGCGCUCGUAAGUCUGGUAGGAGAUGCUCGGAUGAUAUAUGGCCUAUGAUAUGGGCUUUGGGUAAUAUAAGAAGGUAAACUAAACAAAAUUAUGUUGAUGAUGUCUUUUUAUAAUAUAUAUUUUAUACAAGUUCAGCAAA